Molecule: messenger RNA, 1345 nt
Organism: Alternaria rosae
Lineage: Eukaryota; Fungi; Ascomycota; Dothideomycetes; Pleosporales; Pleosporaceae
Exons: 4
Coding region: 91-1191 (366 amino acids)
Source: RefSeq, a predicted model, not a curated record
GGGUUCCCUUCGUUUCAACCAGAGGCUAAUUCGAAUUCUAGUACGCUUCACCAGAAAUACACAUGGGCGCCCCUUAGCAUUAGCCGCGAUAUGGUAUCUCUUCUGAGAGAUCAUUAUGACCUGAGCCCUGGUUUUCUAGAGAUUCUAGUCUACUUCAAAGACCGAUAUUUACCGACGGAAGAGGGAUACUCAGGCGCUUCGCAAUCUCUCUUCACGGACGCCCGCUCUGAGUUUGGUUGGGUCUACAAAUACUCGGAAAAGAAGGCCGACAGCACAGAAAACCCGUGGCGGAUUCGGCACACCGGAAUCUACCACCUUGCGGAUCAGAAGCGGGCGAGAUCAGUAGUCUUCAUCAUACAUCCAAGCCCGUCCGCUCACUUCAGAGUUCACCUUCAACAGGUCUUACAACAGCCAAAAGUCAGACUUGCGGUGCUCUCAAACCCAAUGCUGAUCCACUCGAUGCUGAUAUCUUCACAUCUAAGCUCUUGGCGUGACUAUCUUGAGCACCAGGAGACCCAGCUUUGGCAAUUAGACAUGAAACCAGCCUGUACAUCACUCACGCAAUCACUCGUCACGUUCGACACUCUCAAGGCACUUCGCGCUGUUGAGAAGAAGAUCGUGCCCCUCGAUCCCCUCCUUGCGUCGUUCGAAAAAGUACUAGAUGAUCUGCAAGAAGCCAGUAGUGUCCUCUCUGCAGCUGGCGAAGCAAUGGGUGGCACUUCUGCCGUCCUGAAAGCGGCACUUACCCAGUUCCGCAGGGAUGCUGCAGCAUACAGAGGACAGGUUUUCUACAUGAACAAACGGACCCAGUCUACUGCUCAGUCAAUGCUGGAUACCCUAAAUCUGAUUCAGAGUAAGAACACGUUUGACAUGGGAAGAUCAGCGCGAGAGGACUCAGUCGCCAUCAGAGCGAUUACGCUCGUCACUUCAUUCUAUCUUCCAUUCUCAUUCGUUGCUACCAUGUUUGGGAUGAACCUUGUCGACUUCGACACUGAGUCUCGCGAUCUUGUUUUGUCGAAACAACUCUGGCUAUAUUUCGUGAUAUCAGUCCCUCUGACUGCUCUGACGCUGGCAUGCUGGAAGUGGAGAAUGCGACUGUAUCGUGAUAGCGAUAUGCAUGGCGGAAUAGGUUCGACGACAUGCAUCAAACCACUGAAGGGUAAUUCAGAUAUCGAAAUGGGUCAGUACUGAAAUAGUAGGUCUCGUCCAUCGCAACGACAUACUGUGUAAAACAUGGUUCAUGCCGUCUCACCGAUAUGGCAACAAGGCGCGAAAUAGACUUAAAGCGAACAUCAUGUACUGCCUGUCAAUCGCAACGUGAACACACUGAGAACAUAAGUCAUCC